AUGUAUGGCCUGGAAGCUACAUCACUCACUAAAGCCCAAGAACGAAAGUUGGAAGUAGCUGAAAUACGAAUGCUGAGAUGGUCGUUAGGCCUGACACGAAGAGAGAGAGUAAGGGACGAGUGUAUCAGGGAAAAGUUAAGAGUACCAAGGUUACAAGAUAAACUACGUGAGGGACGGUGGAGGUGGUAUGGACAUGUACGAAGAGGCGAAGAGCAUGUGGUUAGAAGAGUGGAGAAUAUGAAGAUCGGAAGAAGGAGACAAGUAAAACCGAGACGGAGGAUGUAUGACUGCUCCCGCGAGGACAUGAGGGGAGUCGGAGUCCGAGAGCGUGAGGCACAAGACCGGCGCAGCAGGAGACAGAAGAUCCGCACCGGCGACCCAGGAUGA
Molecule: messenger RNA, 387 nt
Organism: Penaeus chinensis
Lineage: Eukaryota; Metazoa; Arthropoda; Malacostraca; Decapoda; Penaeidae
Exons: 1
Coding region: 1-387 (128 amino acids)
Source: RefSeq, a predicted model, not a curated record